AUGGCAACAGACAGAGACAGUGCCCAAGGAAAACGAGAGGCUUCGGGUCAUAUUCAGCUCGAAGAAAAAGAGGCAGAAGCCUUGUCAUCACUUUGUGAUGUUCCCAUCAAUUCGGUCAAGGAAGAUGAACGAUCAAUAAGGAAAGCAGAUUCCCAGGUACUUGAAACCAACGAAGAAUUCGAUUUUCGCCUAUGGGGUGGUUCCCUUUCCAAGGAACCAAAAAUGUGUGCAGCAGAUGAAGUCUUCUUUCAAGGCCAAAUUCUCCCCUUACAACUAAACAACCAGAUAUUCAACCGCUACAAAUCAAGGUCCCUCGAUUACCUCGACCAUGGUUCUCUGAGUGAGUCUAGAAGCAACAGCAGUAGAAGCAACAGUUUUAAAAGCCAGAACUCAUCAAACAGCACUGGUUCCACGAUCAUUCUGACACCAAGAGUUUCCGUUUCAGAGUCCAGAGUAAAAAACCGAUUUCACACUUACCCAAGUCCCAAACCUCAGUUAAGAGUGCCUCUGCCAAGACAAGCAAGUUUCGGUAAUGUGGGUCAAAAAUCGUCAACGUGGGACUUCUUCCGUCUGGGUGUGGUGCCCGUACCUGAGAUAGAAUUGCAAGACCUUAAAGUUCGCGGUACAAAAAAUCCUGUCUCUCGCCAUGGCAGCACUAGUAAUAAUAGAAGCAAUUGUGGAACCACUAAAAGUGGCAAAAUGAGUACGAGUACUCAUUAUAGGGAUAAGAGCAAUUAUGGGUUGAAGCAGCUUCUGGGUAAAGGCGGUGGUUUGUUGAGUGGAUGUAGGUGUUCGAUUGAAAUGCCAUUGGACACUGUCAUAAUCAAUAGUCGCACUAACAAAAGCACCAAAGAGACAGAAAGUGCAACGCGUGCCAUGAAAGAAAAAGUAGUGAUCGAGUUCGACAAGGAGAAGCAGAGGCGAAAGCAAGGAAAGAAGGCUGUGUCAUGUCGUCGUCAAACGUUUGAAUGGCUAAAGGAACUUUCGCAUGCAAGCUAUCCUGAUGAUGAAGAGGAGGCUUUGCUUUUAAACUCAUGA
Molecule: messenger RNA, 1038 nt
Organism: Neltuma alba
Lineage: Eukaryota; Viridiplantae; Streptophyta; Magnoliopsida; Fabales; Fabaceae
Exons: 1
Coding region: 1-1038 (345 amino acids)
Source: RefSeq, a predicted model, not a curated record